Symbiodinium sp. CCMP2592 is the source of this 7488-nucleotide messenger RNA. The record is from the annotation of a GenBank genome assembly. Lineage: Eukaryota; Dinophyceae; Suessiales; Symbiodiniaceae.
AUGGGGCGAGAUUCUCGCGGCGCUCCGAAGCCUCAUGACUCUGCCGACAUAGUGGAACCUUUGGCGAAGCGGGCUAAGGUCAGAGAUGCACUGCCAAGACGUCGACCUAUGCAGGCCUCCGACCAGCAAGAUCAGACUCCCUCUUCGCCGAUGACUCGCACCACUGCUGGUGCCUCCGCCAGUGCAUCAGCUGGUGAGCUCAGGCCACGUGAACCUUUGCCACGACAUCGGCAGCUACAGGCCAAGUCAAGGACAAGCAAACCCGCCGAUGGCCCAGGGAAUGCUGCCGUGGCAAGUACACCAUACAAUGAUCCGACGGCUCGUGGACCAGUUGCAUCCAGUAUAGUGGUCAGUGAAUUCUCGGACGGGGUCCUUAUUAAACAAACUGGACUUCGGGCUCGUAGCCCAUCCUCUACUCCCGGGACAGGAAGCUCAAGGAGGCCUCCUACGCCACCAAGGUGUCUGCGUGAAACUGCCAGUGGUAUAUCGGUCAGUACUCAGACAAGGCGACCUCCCAAGAUGGUGAACAAGGCGGUGCAAGUGGGCAGAUGCGGUCUCAAAGUCCAGUCCAAAGCUCGUCCCCGAAGGCCAGAUACAAAUGCUACAGACAACCUGGAGGAGACUUCUGCUCCUGGUCCAAAGGACACUCGUGUCAAGCAUGAUGAUCUUCGCCGUCAAGCCGCUGAUGCAGUGCUGACUUCAGCCCCCUGGAAAAGACGCCAAAAGGCCAGAGCAAGUGCCCGCGAGCCUGCCAAGGAUGGUGUUUCCGAGGGAUCUGCUCGAACGACCACAACCUCAGCAAACCCUGUGGCCAGUAUGACUCCUCUUCCGACUACGACAACCUCGCGCCAGGAUGAAGCCGCUGGGAAAAAUGCUGCAGCAUCGAGUCCUCCGAGCAAGCCCCCGAGCAAAGUCCCAUCCACAGCUGCUGGUGCCGACCCACAGGAGGAAAUCAUGGAGCUCCGCUUCGAUCAACUUCAGGAGAUGCAACGAUCCGCAGCCAGCAGGAGACACGGUAUUAUACAGCGUGCACGCAUACAGCAGCAGCAGAAUGCUUCUUCGAGUACAGAUGUUGCGGAUGCUUCGCUAUCGCAUGCACCUACGACGGCCUCAAAUGCCUCCUCUGCAUAUAUGAAAAAGCGUCCACCGCUUGCAGCCCUCAGCUGUCUCGCAUGCUUUAUUCUGUGCGGCUACAUUGCACCUGUGACAGGUCUGUACCUGGUCCUCCUUAUGUAUUGGUGGACCUUUGCUGGCAUCGUGCCAGCCCGGUCAGAUCCCCUGGCAAUUGUUGCUCGAUGUCUGCGUGGUGCCUACAAAAUGCAGUGUCCUCUUAUCCACAUCUUUCUGUCAGGUCCGGUGAUCUUAUGGAUGGUUAUAUACCUGCUGCAGGAGUUCUGGUCUCAGAUUCACUCCUGCCUUGCAGAGACUUGUUCGUACCUGCUACAACAGCCACUACGAUCACAAUGGCGGAACGUAUGCGAUCAGGCCCCUGCUGUUGCCACAGUGCUUUUGUGUGGUGCACUUGUUGCCCGGCAUGCUACCCGACACACCUGUCACUGGAGUACAUACUUGGUACAAACCGUCGUCACUUGGAUGCGAUACCUGCACCCUUGGUGCUUCUAUACAUGUGGAUGCCUCUAUUCAUACACGAGAGUCUGCCUCAGGUUACUCAGUACCACUACACUCCGAAACACCCCCCCACCAGUUCGCUACUGCCGCCCCGGUCCCAAGUCCGGGGGCCCCUGGGGACUAUGGAUGCUCAUCCUACUGUCUCAACUUCUUAGAGCCUCAGGGGUAGAAGCGAGGGUUGGAGCACCUUCGGUGGGUGCUCCGGGAGCCGCGCAAACGGUGCUCCCCGGUCGCCAUCAGGCGAAGCUACACCGACAACGCAAAGAACAAGGAGACUUUAUCGUCAAACGCAGUUUUCUCAGAGCACAACGUCGAUUGCAAAAGCAUGGGACCACAUGGUAUCGCAAUCGCUUAUACACACACCACGAUGAGCUAAAACCUAUACCGCUUCGUUCCGGUCCACAGCCGAAUGAUCCCAAUCAGGCUCGGUAUGCCCGGCCUCGCACUGCUGUUCCCAACCUGCCAUCCUGGCCACUUCAGCAGCCCACACAAUCUGUUACUCCCAUACAGUCCAGUGAUGUUGGCGUGGUUACUAUUAAUGUUGGAGGCUUGAGCAAGGAAGGAUAUGACGAAUUGGCACAAUGGUUGAAUCAGCCAUCUACACUUCGCAAUGUUCAGAUUGUAUUCUUGCAGGAGACCUGGAGAAGUGCAUCUGAAUUCUCCACGCAGCAUUGGCACUGGAUCCUGUCAGGUGCCGGUCAAACUGCCAAGGCCAAUAAUGGCAGUGGUGUAGCUGUACUGAUCAACAACAAGCUUGCCUCAUCGUCACACAUUCGCUAUCAAGAAUGGCUCCCAGGCCGUCUCCUCGAGGUUCGCAUUACGGAGGACAAACGACGUCCUCUUCUGCACAGACCCAUCACCCUUGUGUGCGCGUAUCAACACUCCAGAAUCUCUCACAGUCCGGAGGUGUAUGCUAAACGAUUCAGGUUUUGGGAGAAGCUCCAAAAAUGCCUGGAUGCAGUGCCGACCCGGCACACCCUGAUCUUUGGUGGUGAUAUCAAUACUGGUAUCUCCCCGAUGUCGAGGCUCGUCGGCAAAGGUGCUCAAGUCAGUACCAACCCUGCUCAGGACCAAUCCGAAUGGCAGGACAUUGUACAACUGCACCGUCUUUGUCUUCUGAACACCUGGGGAUCGCCGGCCAAAACUGCUACAUAUGUGGGUACGGAAUAUUCUACACUGAUUGACUUCCUGGGUGUUCGAGAGAGAGACUCCGGGCAUCGUGCCAAACUAUCCAGACCACAAUCACAGAUUCACUUGUUUUCAUGGCGGUCUGGAGCCCGACACCUGCCUGUGUAUUCGGUCAUCACUCUCAAGAAUCCGUAUCAUCAAGCAGUGACAUCCUCGACACAGUCCCACACAGCCCGUAUGGACCAUCUUGGCAUGGCUCACACACUGCUGCACGAUCCUCAGCAAGUAGAGCAAUUGCGCAGUGUUGUCAGAAACCGGCUGACUUGUGCUUUACAGGACCAGCCCGUGGAUGCAAUUAUGCACCCUAUGCACAUUGAUGCCAUCCUGCGACAAGGAUCCAAGGACCUCUUCCCGGGCACACACCUCGGCUCUCGUCCGACGGAAGUAUGGGAUAACGAACAGACGAAGCUCUCGCUGAAACAUGUUUGGCAGGCACGUGCGCAGCUUCGCCGACAUACCCUUGGGCCUCCACUUCGUGUUGCCUUUCAUCUAUGGCGUGCUCAUUGGCGACUUGUCAAAGCCCGCAAAGCGCUGCAUUCGCAGUCCAACAAAGCGAGACGUGAUAAAUGGGACCAACAGCUCACCGAGGCGGAGGAGGCCUAUCACAAACAUGACUCUCAUUCUUUCUUUGCUAUUGUGCGUAGACUUGCACCACGUCGUCCACGACAGCGCAUUAUGAUGCGUAACAAGGAUGGAACACUAUGCACACCACAGGAAGAAAUAGGGCUGAUUCAUGACUACUGGCGAGGUGUAUUUGAUGUUCCGACACUUCCCAAAUGCUCCGGCUAUCUGUGGCAUGGCCUCAACAUUACCACAAAGGAGGUGGAAAUGGCCAUCAGCAAAUUAUCAAUGCGUAAAGCCUCGGCCCCAACCUCGGCUCCGCUCUGCAGCUGGCGUGCCUGUGCUCCUGACAUUGCUCCUCUUAUACAGGAAUAUUUGGCACAGCAUUGGGGUGAGGGAGAACAUGCAGGUGACGAGGACAUUGCUAGGUCCUGGCUUGUCUUUCUGGGCAAGCCAAAUAAACCCAGCAGCAAGCCCGAAAACCUUCGACCUAUUGCUCUACAACCGGCUCCUGCCAAAAUCAUGGCCCUCCUUUUACGCUGGCGACUGCAACCGUAUGUGGAGCAGCUGCUCCACCAAUGUCCACAGUACGCAUACACCAGAGGCAGAACCACUACGGAUGCAAUAUCCCGUAUUGCCCAACACUGUGAUUCUGUUCGAGCCAAGGUCAAACAGCAGACACUUUCACUUCAUGACCGACGACAGGGCGCUGUACGAACCGUAUGCACCGGUGGUGCUCAGCUGACUGUUGAUUGCUCCAAAGCUUUUGACAGUUUACCUCGCUGCACUAUGAUGACCAUGCUAACAUGGGCUGGUGUACCACCCGACUUGGCCACUGCUAUCAUACAGGUCCAUCAGGCUGGCACUUAUCGUCAUGGAAACGUGGACGACCCUGAAUCCUGGAUGGAUAUUGACAGUGCUCAAGGCGUGCGGCAAGGCUGUAUGCUUGCCCCAUGUUUGUGGCUCUUGUUCGUAACAUACCUCUUCCAUCACCUGGACACGACAAUGGGUGGAGCUGCUUCAUGGACAUGCCAGCACUCCACUGCCUUCGCCGAUGAUCUUCACUUCAAGUGGGAUCUUGACGAUCCCAAAGCCCUGGAUCGAAUGAAGAUGGAGGUUGCCACGGUACUCUCAGUGCUCAAAUCCUUUGGUCUUCAGAUCAGCGCAGAAAAAUCCACCAUGUUGAUCGAGAUUCGAGGAACAGCAGCUGACGUUUGGUUGUCCAAGAACGUCUACAAAGAUGAUGAGAACAACAAACACUUUCGUUAUGACACGUUUGCCAAGCUCUCCAUCCCGCUUGGUACCCAAUUCAAGUAUCUCGGGGUCAUAUUAUCCUAUCGCAAUUACGAACUGGCCAGUGUCAAACAUCGUGUACAACAGGCUGCCAUACACCAUUCCCGUCUUCGUCGCAUUCUGCAAGGACGCGGGGGCAUCAGCCGGCAUCAACGACUUCGCCUCUGGCGCAUCUGCAUUCAGACAAGCCAGCUCUACGGACUCGAGGCCACAGGUGUCACAGAGGCAGGGAUCAAAUUACUACAUGUUCAAAUGCUUCGUCACCUCAGGGCCAUUACAGGUCGACCCAGGCAUCUUGAUCGCAGCACUGAUCAGGAAUUGUUAGACAGUCUUAAAAUGGCAUCGGUCAGGCAGAUGCUAUCUCAACGACUUCAGUCGGCCAAUACCCGUCUUUGCUCCAACACGGAUCUGCCAUGCUACGACAAAGACAAUAUACUGCGACGUAUUCAGGCCUUGCAAGCAGGUCUUGACCGCCCGAUCUGCACACAGCGAGUCUCUACCGCCUUGACUACACCUAUACAGCAGGCUCCGCAUGAUGAUGUUACGCCGCAGGAGCAGAAAGUGCGACUCCAGGAACUACCCGCUGACACCAAGCAAUUUCGAUGUCAGGUAUGCGGUCAGUCUUUUCCGUCUUUACAUUUGGUGAAGACCCAUGAAGGCAAAGCCCACAAGAUCUUGGCGCCGAAACGGGAGCUGCCCCAGGAUCGAUCCGUCUACUCCAUCAACGGACUUCCGCAAUGCCGUUUCUGUGGCUACAAAUUCACGAAAUGGAGUGGCCUCCAAAGACACAUACAGCGGAACGGCUGCCCGAUUCUUCGCCAUGAAGAUCCCGCCACCUUUGCAGCAGCAGCGCCCGCGACUACAAACAAGGCUGAAGAUCCUCUUCGUACUACACAACAUGCAUGGGUGGCCGACUCGACCAUUGCCACUACCAUGCCUUCAACUGGAGAUCAACCUCUGGUCCAAGACGUGCAGCUACAGCAGGAUGCCAGCCAGUACACGUGGACCAAGGUGCUUCACAUGUGGCGUACAAAACAUGACUUCAAGAAUGUGUGUGUGUUCUGUGGUCAAUGGGCAGUGGAUGCCAGUGCUCUCAAACAGCAUUAUGCCAAGCAGCAUCAGGCAUUAACCAAUCCGUGGAUCGCAGCAUAUCGGGCCGAGUGUAAGCAGCUAGCUAAAGUUGCCGUCGAAAUGGAGGACAUGCCGGACUUCGAUGCCGACAGCCAGAUCCAGAGCCUCCUCGGGGGCCUCUCCUCAGUCGUGGAUCUCAAACCACUUCUGAAUCCAACGCCAACACCGGCGCGCAAUCAGUCCCAUCUGACCAACAAGCGUCCGAGGGCGGAACAGUGGACUCGAGGCACCGGGAGCAAGGGCGGCGGAAAGGGCAAAGGAAUGGCCUCCAACGGUACUUUAUCACAGGAGGAUCUUCAACAGCUCCUCAGGCAGAUCGUCGUCCUUCUCCUACGCCAAGGCGACCAACUCAAUCGGCUACAGACGGAUACCGGAUACUAUUUGGUCUUUCAAGUCCCGGGCGACGCCACCAUGGUACCAGUUCUGAUUGCGGGAGCACUCGAAUGGCGCAAUCAGAAGAAGGCCGACCCGACCAAGCUCACCAUGUCUCUCCGCAUAGCCCUCAUCGGACUCUUCCUCAAGGAGCUUCAGAUGCGUCUGGAAAAGAUCCGGGCCAACGACCAACUUCAGGAGAAGCUCAAGGAGCAAGGCCUGAUGACGGACGAAGGUGCUUGGACAUAUCGCCAAUGGUGUCCAAAGAACAAGGCACUUCAGCUACAGCUCAGCAGGGAUCCGAUCAAGUGGGACGUCCUGAUGACACACAUCACGAAUGCUCUCCAAGGACUGAACAAUCAGGACCACAUCACACGUUUUCAGGCGACCAAAGCCUUGGAAGAAGGACAGAUGGGUCCCACCCUUCCAUUCCUUCUGGACAUCUCGCUCAAGCCGAGUGCGUGUCGUCUACACCAGAGCAUGAGGGCAUUGGUGGACUGCUCGGCCAUGGAAGCAGUCGGCGCACGUAUUCGACCCCAACGAGCCAAGCGAUCUCAACUUCAGGAUCAGCUCCAGGAGUGGCUGCGAGGCAGGUUCUAUCAUGCUCUAUUUCAGAUCUUGUGUUUUAUCUGCCAGCAUGGUCUCAAAUUGCUGUGUCUGCCUGAUCACACGGCUUUCCAGGCAUUGAUUCAGGAAUGGCCACAUUUUGACCGACAGCAGGAUGUGGCAGAGUUUGCGCAACAUGUCCUCGAUCGUACAUGGCCGGUUCAGAAUGUGCUUCCAAUGAGUACUUGGCAGUCUCGUGACGAAUCAGGAUUCUCAACCGAUGAAGGUCAGCACCUCAUUAUGCUUCCGAUGCCCUCUCGCAGUUCAAACUCUGAGAUUCAGCUGUCAGGGCUGAUACAAGCCUGGUCUCAGCAGUCUCCUGCACCAGGGCUGUGGCCACUGCCUCGGUUUGUGUGCCUGCAGCUUCUUCGCUUUUACACAGUUGGUGCCAGAGUUCGCAAGGACCAAAGAGCAGUAACGAUUCCACUUCAGGUACGCUUACCAGUAUUUCAAACCGAGAUUGGACCGCGACCAGCUUGGCAUAUGUAUAGACUUCGAGCCCUCAUUGGGCAUCACGGCUCCACUCCGCGCUCAGGUCACUACAGAACGCUGCUGAUUCACUGGGAGUCCACCCAGGAAGAUCCCCAGUUGUAUUACACAGAUGAUUCCUGUAUGGCGCGUCGCCCCACAAAUGCACAACUCCGUGUGUUGAUGACUGAAGUCUACUUGAUCUUCCUGGAGUGCGUGGGGUAUGUCAGCUCACUGUAA